Molecule: messenger RNA, 186 nt
Organism: Prunus armeniaca (apricot)
Lineage: Eukaryota; Viridiplantae; Streptophyta; Magnoliopsida; Rosales; Rosaceae
Source: the annotation of a GenBank genome assembly
AUGGCUACUGUCAUUACGUGCUUUGAUGACUUGCUUGACGACGACGUAUUGUGCCACCUGUGGAAGAAUGACCCAAAGCCACCGGAGGCUAUGUGGGAACCUUGUGGAAAUAUGAAGAAGGCCAACUGGAGCAAAUAUUCAAAAUCUGCAAGCUAUAACACCCCAUGGCUACUUGCUAAUGGAUGA